AUGCCCUCUGACAAUCAAAGCAGCAAGCACCUCACAGGAGACCCAGCUCACUUCUCACAUUGGACCUGUCUACCUGAAACCCAAAGUAUACCCUAGCCCACUGUUUGCUAUGAAGAAACCUAUUGCAUUCUCAGCCAUUGUCAGAGAGGAUAGCAGAGAACAGAUAGAAUCACUGUGGCAGUCAGGUAUCACAGAACUGAGUAUCCCACUUGGACCUAAAACACCAGUGUCCCUGCUGUGGUCCCAGCCUUGCAACUUCCCAGACAUCCCUAGAUUAUUGGAACUUGAUAUCACCUCCCUUAGGAACAAGCCCCUACAAGAAAUAAAGACAAGGGUACAGAGUAUUCCCCGAUGGAAAAUAUCCGAAUAUAAAUUUAUGCAUUUGUAAAUUAGACAGAAAUCCAUACAUAAUUUUAAUAUGUAAUUUAAUCUAAUAGGUAAAAAAAGUAAAAUAUAUU
This is a messenger RNA of Heteronotia binoei (common prickly gecko), 458 nucleotides long. It is a transcript of the gene FAM186A, whose product is annotated as family with sequence similarity 186 member A. The record is from RefSeq and is a predicted model, not a curated record. Lineage: Eukaryota; Metazoa; Chordata; Lepidosauria; Squamata; Gekkonidae. The transcript has 3 exons. Bases 110 to 388 code for a protein of 92 amino acids.